UCUAUUUCAGACAUUUUCCUUUUGUAGAUAUAGGUUUCACGCAAAGUCGUGUAUAAUAGAUCUAUCACGUUUAAAACGUUGAAGCCUAAAAACAGAAAACAUUUUGGCAUCGACGAUUAUUAUUAUUAUUAUAAGCCUACUUCAAUUGAGUAAAUUUAAUUCGAAAUUUAAUUUUGAAGUGAUCUCAUUUUAUUUGCUAAUUUUGGUUAAAUGUCUGAUUAACACAUAAUUGCAAGCAAAAUGUGAUGUGAAUGAAAUGACAUGAUGCAUAAAAUCAGGCAGAGCAGCAUCCUGUAUCCUCUGGAAUUCUAAAUCACUUCCUCGCCGCUGAUUGGCUGUUGAGUUUUGACCCUUGUUGGGAUGGACCUGUUGGAUAAAAGGAGAAUUUCUAUCGGGAUCAUGCGUAUUGCGCCGUGGAUGCCUGUGCACAAGGGACCGACUCGUAUGUGAAGAAGGGAAUAGUCUCAGAGGCAUCAUGACGGGAAAGGAUGGGGCUGUUUUGUCGGGAAGUUUGAACAAAUCAAAAUCAGUGUGUGCCGCUGAGAACGGGGGAAAUAACAAUCCACAUCUGUCAAAGAGCAGCACCACACAUCCGCCCAAAUGCACGGGCUUCGGCAUCCAGGAGAUCCUGGGACUAAAUAAAGAGCCGUCCUCGGCUCCGCGGAACACACUGGACUCGUUCCCUGCCGGGGCGCACCUUCUCGCCAGCAGGUCGAUGCUCGGUCCAGCUGGUGUUGGUGUUGGGGUCGGGAUGGGAUUAAUUGGCCCUGGAGGUAUUCCAUCGUUCUACAGCCAGCCCGCGUUUCUUGAGGUGCUAUCAGACGCGCAUAACGUCCAUCUGCAGCCGCUCAACAGGACAGUGAGGCCGCUGGAAACGAACCAGUCUGCAAGCUCAGGUGAAAUUCAUGUUUCAUCCUUGUAUUCAGAGGAUGUCUCUUCAAGUGAAAGGAAAACAUCAAAAUCUUCACUGAGCCAGAGCAAGAAGAGAAAAAAGCGACGACACAGAACAAUAUUUACAUCUUACCAGCUGGAAGAACUGGAGAAGGCAUUUAACGAGGCUCAUUAUCCGGAUGUGUACGCCAGAGAAAUGCUGGCCAUGAAAACCGAGCUGCCCGAGGACAGAAUACAGGUGUGGUUCCAAAAUCGAAGGGCCAAGUGGAGAAAGCGGGAGAAGUGUUGGGGUCGUAGCAGCGUGAUGGCUGAAUACGGGCUCUACGGUGCCAUGGUGCGUCACUCCAUCCCUCUGCCUGAGUCCAUACUGAAGUCUGCUAAAGAUGGCAUCAUGGACUCCUGUGCUCCCUGGCUUCUUGUUCAAGAUGGUUUUCCUACCACCAGCUGCUUUUCUAAACACGAAUACCCACCAUUCUUUUCAGGGAUGCACAAGAAGUCCUUGGAGAUUGUUGCAGUCCAAUCAAAUGAGAAGUCAGAUGUCAUUCAGAAACCGACCAAUCCCAAGCCGGAUGAGGCUGAGGCCGAGGCUGAGGAAAGGAGGACAGAGUCACCCAUGUCCAAAGAGGAACUGAGGGAGAACAGCAUUGCUGUUCUCAGGGCAAAAGCACAGGAGCACAGUGCUAAAGUGCUGGGAACGGUUACCUCUGAGAGACUAGAGCACAAAAUGGAGACGUCGGUGACAGAGGAGUCCAGCGAACAGUCAGACACAAAAGAAGAGGAAAAAAGUUCUUAGAUCAUGCACUGUAAUUCUUCCAAUACAAAACAUUGGCUUAGUGUGCAUAUAUCUGGGCUAUUGUCUCUUCCCUUCCUGCACUGGUCCCAUGACAGCACUGGACUUUUAAUUGAUUCUCAAUGUUCCUCUGCAUUUUAUUUCACUCUAGCAAGGUCAAAACCAUA
This is a messenger RNA of Cyprinus carpio (common carp), 1848 nucleotides long. Its product is annotated as visual system homeobox 2. NCBI's taxonomy places the organism in Eukaryota, Metazoa, Chordata, Actinopteri, Cypriniformes, Cyprinidae. The coding region runs from base 476 to 1684 and encodes 402 amino acids. The transcript has 5 exons. Gene Ontology annotation, molecular function: sequence-specific double-stranded DNA binding; DNA-binding transcription factor activity, RNA polymerase II-specific. The record is from RefSeq and is a predicted model, not a curated record. Gene Ontology annotation, biological process: regulation of transcription by RNA polymerase II. Gene Ontology annotation, cellular component: nucleus.